AUGCCUCGACUAUUCCCCUCCCAAGACGCGCUUCAUGAUGCGUUUCUCCCCUCUAGCCAGCGGGUAUCUACCAGGUGGACUCCUGAGUCUCAAUCGAACGUAGUAGAACCCGAGCGGACCCCUCUUCAAGCGAGCUCCGAGCUCUACCCAGUUUGGUCCGUCGUUGACGACUCGAAGAACAAGUCACAGGCUUUGGGCGCCGAGGCCACCCACGAGUUUGAUAAAGCGAGCAUGAAGGCUAAGUCUAAGACUGGGAAUAUCGAGCUGUUCUCUGCUAAGUACUAUGCCGCGUGUACUGUAGGAGGACUCCUUGCUUGUGGUCUUACACACACCAUUGUCACACCUCUUGAUCUAGUCAAAUGCCGCCGUCAAGUCAACCCCAAGUUGUACACUGGUAAUUUCCAAGCCUGGGGUAAGAUUGGUCGUGCGGAAGGUUUCCGCGGUGUUUACACCGGAUGGGGCCCAACAUUCUUUGGAUACUCAGCCCAGGGUGCUUUUAAAUAUGGAGGUUAUGAAUACUUCAAAACGUGGUACUCGGAUCUGGUUGGUGCUGAAAAUGCUAGCAAAUACAAGACAGCCCUCUACUUGGCAGCUAGUGCUUCUGCUGAACUCAUCGCCGAUGUAGCUCUCUGCCCUUUCGAGGCCGUAAAGGUUCGCAUGCAAACUACCAUUCCGCCAUUCGCCAAAGGUACUUUUGAUGGAAUCAGUAUCGUUACCGCCAAGGAAGGUUGGGGUGGAUUGUUCAAAGGAAUAUAUCCUCUUUGGGGCCGCCAGAUUCCUUACACUAUGAUGAAGUUUGCUUCUUUCGAGAACAUUGCUGGGAUAAUCUACCAGCGCCUGCCACGCCCGAAGUCUGAUUACGGCAAAGGUGCUCAAACGGGUGUCUCUUUCGCUGCUGGUUAUUUGGCCGGUAUUCUCUGUGCUAUUGUCUCUCAUCCUGCCGAUGUCAUGGUUUCUAAACUGAACGCCAACCGACUUCCCGGCGAAGCCAUCGGAGCUGUUACCGGACGUAUCUAUAAGGAAAUUGGAUUUAUGGGUCUAUGGAACGGACUUCCUGUCAGAAUUGUAAUGAUUGGUACACUUACAGGGAUGCAAUUCUGGGUAUAUGAUUCCUUUAAGGUGCUGCUAAAGCAGCUAGACGGUGUAUAUUAUUACGAAUCAUCACUCCUCUUGUGCAAUAGAAAAAUCCAAUAUGUUCGGGGCACGAAGUCCUUGGAUAAAUCAACAGGUGGUUACGACGAAGUCUAA
Venustampulla echinocandica is the source of this 1248-nucleotide messenger RNA. RefSeq names its product putative phosphate transport protein, mitochondrial. NCBI's taxonomy places the organism in Eukaryota, Fungi, Ascomycota, Leotiomycetes, Helotiales, Pleuroascaceae. The transcript has 4 exons. Gene Ontology annotation, cellular component: mitochondrial inner membrane. Gene Ontology annotation, biological process: mitochondrial phosphate ion transmembrane transport. Bases 1 to 1248 code for a protein of 415 amino acids. Gene Ontology annotation, molecular function: phosphate transmembrane transporter activity. The record is from RefSeq and is a predicted model, not a curated record.